This is a messenger RNA of Ochlerotatus camptorhynchus, 3277 nucleotides long. RefSeq names its product Heat shock factor (gene Hsf). Gene Ontology annotation, molecular function: DNA-binding transcription factor activity; sequence-specific DNA binding. Lineage: Eukaryota; Metazoa; Arthropoda; Insecta; Diptera; Culicidae. The record is from RefSeq and is a predicted model, not a curated record. Bases 77 to 2368 code for a protein of 763 amino acids. Gene Ontology annotation, biological process: regulation of DNA-templated transcription. The transcript is spliced from 11 exons.
UGUGUGAAACGAAAAAAUCAGAAGCAAUUGCAGUGAAUUUUCAUUAUUUUUCUAUAGGAAAACACGAGAAAUUGUGAUGCAUACAUUUACCGAAACAGGCACUGGUGUUCCGGCUUUCCUUGCAAAGCUCUGGCGACUUGUAGAAGAUCCAGAAACGAACGAUUUAAUCUCUUGGAGUUCGGAUGGAAGAAGCUUCAUCAUACAGAAUCAGGCGCAGUUUGCAAAAGAGCUGUUACCACUCAACUAUAAGCAUAAUAACAUGGCAAGUUUCAUAAGGCAAUUGAACAUGUAUGGUUUCCACAAAAUCACCUCAAUCGACAACGGUGGUCUGCGAUUCGAUAAAGACGAAAUGGAGUUUACACAUCCUUGUUUUCAAAAAGAUCAUCCCUAUCUAUUGGAACACAUAAAACGGAAAAUUGCGACCUCCAAGCAGCAACCGGAUGACAAAGGUGGCCUCAAGGUAGAAGCGAUGAAUCGAGUUUUGACCGAGAUGAAGCAAAUGCGUGGCCGGCAGGAAACCUUAGAUUCACGCUUCUCUUCAAUGAAGCAAGAAAAUGAGGCUCUGUGGAGAGAAAUUGCAAUACUACGACAAAAGCACUUGAAACAACAGCAGAUUGUAAACAAGCUAAUCCAAUUCCUAGUUACGAUCGUACAGCCAUCUCGCAGUGGGCUUGGAUCAAUGGGAAACGGGAGCAACAAGCGUCGCUUCCAAUUGAUGAUCAACGAUGCACCUCAAUCAAAGCUCAAGAAAACCGAAGGAAAUGAAGGUGCUACUAUCCAGGAACUAGGUGAAGCCCUAGAGGAAGUGGCGUAUGAAAAUGAACAGGAAUUAUUGUCGCAGGAAAAAGAAAAAUCUACUACUAGUGGUACUAUGAAAAUGGAAAAACCUCAAAAGUCGAAGAGUUCUACCAGCACAACUGAAAUACCAGAAGUUACUUCUCCAAUUUCUAUGGCGACACAGCAGUCGCCAUAUCAUUCUGGCAACGGUAACGAAAUAAUUGAAGAAGCAGUCAGUCCCAUGUCCGUUUACAACUCUCAUUUCGGGACAGCCAAUAUUAAACAAGAAAGUUUCGAUCACUCAGUAGGGAUUACAGAAAGUGCUCACAAGACAGUCAGUGACGUAACUGACGACGGUGAGAAUGUAGAAGAAUAUGACGAUGAAGCUUAUCUCGUUGAUCACGUUGAUGAGAUCAAUUCGAACAGUAUGCAAUAUUUUGAUGACACCGAUAUGCUGAACACUCCGAUGGUCUUAAGAGAAAUGCAAAAGCAAGAACAGUUGAAGCAACAACAGACAAUGCAGCAACAGAAGGCAGUUAAUAAGGGAGAAAGUUUGCUCAAGAAUAAGAAGAAUGGAAUUGCCAGUAAAGAUCAGCAAAGCCUGCUCACUAGUAAUAAAUCGAUCCAUUCCACAAUGACAAAUAAUAGCAACGAUGUUACAAAAUCUGGCAAAAAAGUUAUUUCUUCGGCUAAACAAGCGCCUGUGAAGUCUGCUGUGAACUUGAACGCUGGACCAUCAGGAACAAAUAGCUUUGCUAGUACUGUAAAGCCUUCUACUUUGUCUAUGGGUUAUGGAGUGGAAGAUUUCAAUGUUGACGAGAUGCCAGCAGACAUAUUCGAUGACGAUAGUCACGUGCAAAAAGAAUCUCCAAUGCUUGGAGCAUUUAACUUCGAAGGAGGAUUUUACAACCCGAACGUUAACAUCAACGAAAUAAAGGGAAAACAAAUGCUUCCACAACCGCAACCACAAUUACAGCAACAACAGCAACAUAUUCAACAAAAUGUUUCAAAUCCAGUAGCCCAUUUGGACGAACAGGAAGAUGAUUCAUCAAAUAACGGUGCAAUGGCUAAAUUUGUCAGCAGCGGGGCGGAUAUCAACAAACUCAAUUCAAUGACUGAUUUCGGUCAACACUUUGAAACCGUCCAGACAGACUUGGAUUCAUUGAAGGAUCUCCUUAAAGGCGAUGGUUAUCAGCUCGAUGCUAACACGUUGCUUGGGGCGGCAGGUGGAAGUGGACCACAGUACGGCAGAGUUUACUUUACACCAACUUCCUUCGAUGCCGAUGCUUUCAAUAAGCUUUUCAACUCCAAUGAUGAUAUUAUGGGAAUGGAUUUACCAAUGAAUUUGCCUGAAAUGGCUGAGUCGCAACGAAAAGCUGCCGUCGAUGGGGCUAUUACGACACAAGUUUCCAACAGUAAUGAUACCAACAAUGUAACCGGUCAUCUGUCACCAACCCCAUCGACUGAGUCAUCGAAUCAGCUAAUGACCUAUAAGCUUGGUUCGGGAACUAACAAUGCUUGCGAUUAUAUUGACCUGAACGAAUUGUUGAACUUUGAUGACAGUAACGAUGGACAGUCGACCUUAACUUAGGUUAAAAAUCUCAACAUCUUUUGUUAUUUUGUUACGAAAUUUUGUCCAGGGUAAACGAUCAACCAACCGUUUAUUUGAUCAAACUAAUAUUUUCAAAAUAUAAAGAGAGCUAGAUACAAGCAGCAGUCUUGCUGCAGCCUCCACGGCCCAAAGGUGAUACAUAUUCACGUUGGGAUAUUUGAAAGAGUUCACUCUGUCUGAAUAUUUUGUUUUGUUUCCAUAGCUAAUAUACCACUGGUGGAUUGGGCAGGAUUUAGUGCCUGUUGAACAUAAUAAAACUAGUUUUCUAAAAACUCUAAAAGAAGUCAUACACAGUACUUUGGCUGCAGAAGGUUAUUGCUUGCAGAAUGCCUAUAGAUACGAAUCAAAUUUGGCAUAGUUUCGCGGUGGAAUGUAUGUUUUGCGGUUGGGAGAAACGAUGGUUUUUUGAAUAAAAGUGACGUAUCAAAUUUGCAUAGCAUGCAAUAGAAAAAAAAUAUACAUAUGUUAUUCCAACCUUUUUAGAAGGACGAAAUCUGUAAAUCUUGGAUAUAAAUUAUAAACUAGCAACAAACUGAAUAGUGAAUGUUUACCACAGUAUCCAGUUUAUUUAGAUUAUUAAAAAAAUAAUUCAGUUUGUUAGAAACAAUACACGUUUAAAAAAACAAUUAAAUGUUGUACCUGACUACCGGCACACUGUAGCAAAGAAUGCAUAUUUCUUUUUGUAGAAUUUGAGUUUAUUUUAAAGAAAUUGCUGCAUAAAGAAUUACAUUUAUCUUCAUCGUAAUUUGAAUAGAGUUCUACCAUUUAUUUCCAUAGAUUUAUUGUUGAACCGUGGAACAUUCACUUGCUAACGAAUCAGGUAUAAAAUCGUCUUGAAAUUGUUUGUGCGCCUAAUAAAAAUACACAUAUAAUCUGUUUGCUAAUAAA